Messenger RNA from Cryptosporidium muris RN66, 909 nucleotides. RefSeq names its product haloacid dehalogenase-like hydrolase family protein. Bases 1 to 909 code for a protein of 302 amino acids. The transcript has a single exon. NCBI's taxonomy places the organism in Eukaryota, Apicomplexa, Conoidasida, Eucoccidiorida, Cryptosporidiidae. The record is from RefSeq and is a predicted model, not a curated record. Gene Ontology annotation, cellular component: cytosol. Gene Ontology annotation, molecular function: phosphatase activity; magnesium ion binding.
AUGAGCUCAAAAAUAAAGUGUAUAUUUACGGAUGUAGAUGGCACAUUAGCAAAUAAUUAUAAUAAACUCUCUAUUAGAAAUGAAAACGCAUUGUUGGCAGCAAAAAAGGCUGGUAUAAUUAUCGUUCCUGCUACAGGAAGAUCUAAUAUUGGAUUUCUAAAAUUACUUUCAAAAAAUAUAAGGGAAAUAGCUAAAUAUGAAGGUUUUCCAGGGAUAUAUUUUAAUGGGACAGUCUUAAUAGGUCCUAAAGGUCCAUAUGAUAUCUUAAAAUUAUGGACAAUUCCUGAUGAAUGUAUGUGUGAUUUAUGUGAUUUUCUGGAUUCUAUAAAAGAAGAGUGGCAUCAAGAUGAUGAAGGUUAUGAAGAAGCAAUGUCACGUGGAGAAAUAAAUAGGGGUAUUGCUUAUAGUGUUUAUUUAUCCAAUGAUUUUGUACAUAAAAUACGUGGAAGUUGUCUUAGGGCAGUUGAAGGAUUAAGUCAUGAAUUUUCUAGGAAAGUUGAUAGUGUAAUAGAAAUUAUAAGGAACAAUCCAAAUACAUCUCUAAAAUUUGUUAUAGGUGAAAGUAGAGUUACUAUGCAAAAAUUAAAGGAUUUAUUGGAGAAAUUUCUUGAAAAUAAACCUGCUAGAGUAUUAUUUUCACAUCCAGAUAUAUUAGAGAUUUUACCAGAGGGAUCUUCUAAAGGAACUGCAGCAAAAUAUCUACUUAAUGUACUUAAGAUUGAUCCUAGUGAAUGUAUGGCUAUAGGAGAUGCUGAAAAUGAUGUAGAAAUAUUAACAUAUGUAGGUACUUCAAUAGCAGUAUCUAAUGCUUGUUCUGAAGUAAAGAGUGUUGCAAAACACAUAGUAGCCUCUAAUAAUGAUGAUGGAUUUGCAGAAGCUGUUGAAAAAUUUUGUAACUUAACUAUUUAG